Molecule: messenger RNA, 618 nt
Organism: Trypanosoma rangeli
Lineage: Eukaryota; Euglenozoa; Kinetoplastea; Trypanosomatida; Trypanosomatidae
Exons: 1
Source: RefSeq, a predicted model, not a curated record
UCCGCCGCGGUGCGGGCGAAGGAGGGCGGACGGUGGCGAUACGAUUUCAUGACGAUGAACGUCACUCUCGGCGUGGGGGCCGCCGCCGGCUUCGCGGCGCUCUCCGUAGGCAGGAAGCGCUGGACAUGGAUGCGGCGUCACCCUGUGGGCGGCCUUGCCGUCAGCCUGCUUGUCUUCCUCACCGCCACGGUAGCGUCCCGCCAGGCCAUCAGGGUCCUCGGUGUCGGGGUGGUGACGGCGCACAAUAGCCACAAGAAGGCUCUUACGCAGCUCAACUGCGCCGACUGCUUCGACGAUGUCAACAGCUACACUGCCCAGCAGGUGGAGGAGCUGCAGAAGCAGGAGCUGCCGCGGCAGCCAGGUAUGCCCCCGCCGCCGGAGGAGUUUGUGCGGCGUUUCGAGCGGGGUACGCAGCUGCAGGUGAAGCUGCUGCAGGCGGACAUUGAUGAGGUGCGGGCGGCAAAGCGGCGCAUCGGUGCCCACCUCUGUGAUGUGCACCGCCACCUUCGCGAGGACGCGACGUACGCGGAUACAGCCAUCCUGCCGAUCUCCCGUGUAGACGUCCAGCGUGCCAGCGAACGCGCCCGCGCUGAGGCAGCGGCGGCAAAGACGGAUUGA